Messenger RNA from Gadus chalcogrammus (walleye pollock), 3505 nucleotides. Its product is annotated as ketosamine-3-kinase-like. The record is from RefSeq and is a predicted model, not a curated record. The transcript is spliced from 6 exons. The coding region runs from base 186 to 1202 and encodes 338 amino acids. NCBI's taxonomy places the organism in Eukaryota, Metazoa, Chordata, Actinopteri, Gadiformes, Gadidae.
GUUGACCAAAGCUAAACCGGAAUAAAAAUAACUGUGACGAAUGUAGGCCCAUCAUAUUUACUGAGGAUAAGUUGAAAUAUCCUCAUAGAUAUUCUAUUCGAGAGGAACUUUUUAGGUUUUCAUCAGUGAUAGGACAGAAACGUGGAAUAUCUAUCCAGCCGAUCAGUAUUUAUAUUCGACUUGCCAUGGAGGCCAUGUUGAAGAAGGAGCUUGGAACCUCAAUGCUGAAGUAUACUGGAUACUCUGGAGGGGGCUGUAUCAGCGAAGGCCAGAGUUAUGAUACUGAUAAUGGCAGAGUUUUUGUGAAGAUAAAUCACAAGAGUCAGGUUCUUAAUUUUGUUUUUGUAUGCAUCACAUGCACAAAUGCUAUCACAAUAAAGGCGAAACGGAUGUUUGAUGGGGAAAUGGCAAGUCUGGAUGCUAUUUUACAAACAGAAACCAUUAAAGUCCCGAAGCCUGUGAAAGUCAUUGAGCUGGACACAGGGGGAUCUGCGUUUGUCAUGGAACACCUGGACAUGAAAGGUUUGACAAAGUACUCCACACAGCUUGGAGAGAAAUUGGCAAAUCUGCACCUUCACAACAAGAGAAGUCUGGAUAAGCAAAUGAGAGAACAACAAACCGUAGGAAAAGGAGCAGGGCUUUCUGAAAUGCCUCUCGUCGAAAAAUAUGGGUUCCAUGUCGCUACUUGCUGUGGUUACCUUCCACAGGGAGACUACACUUAUCAGGUGAUUAUUUUGCAGGAAAACGAGUGGCAGGAUGACUGGGUGACGUUCUACUCCAGACACAGACUACAGCAUCAACUAAACAUGGUGGAAAAGUCUUGUGGUGACAGAGAAGCAAGGGAACUAUGGUCCCAUCUACAAUUGAAGAUCCCGCAGCUGUUCACUGAAGUGGAGGUUGUGCCCGCCCUCCUCCAUGGAGACCUAUGGGGAGGCAACGUGGCCCAGACCACAGAGGGACCAGUCAUAUUCGACCCCGCCUCCUUCUACGGCCACUCUGAGUACGAGCUGGGCGUCAUGGCGAUGUUUGGAGGUUUCAGCAGCUCGUUCUACGCCGCAUACCAUGAGAACGUUCCAGAGGCUCCUGGCUUUACGCAGAGAAACCAGCUCUACCAACUUUUUCACAACCUCAAUCACUGGAACCACUUUGGCGGUGGCUACAAGGGCUCUUCGCUCCGAAUCAUGAAGGACCUUGUGAAGUGAAGGCCUCCUCCGUGGCACUAGGGGAAUAGCUUGUGUGUAACAAAGAAACAAAGUACAAAUGUGAAAGAUUUCAACCAGCUCAAAGCUCUAAAUAACCUGGACAUAUCUGUACUAAAUGCUGUUCAAUGGCUAUUUCGAUAAUUGGGUCAAUAAAAGCUCAUACUUUAAAACUAUUAAAUGUAAUUCCUGCAGAAAAUGCGGUACAGUUCUGUAGUGGAAAGUGAGGUUGAAUUUGUUUAGUAAAGCCACAUACUUUAAGACAUAAGGAAAUGUUACAUGGCUUUAAUCAAGUGAAGGGAUUUUGAACAGAGACAAAAGUCUGAAUGGAGCAGUGGCGGCUCGCCUAUAGAGGGCGCUGGGGCGCCGCCCUCCCGCUGACCAGCCAUCUUUUCUUUUUUAAAUAUAUUUAUAUAUAUUUUUUUUAAUAAUCUUCUCAUUUUUAGAAUUAAUCUAUUUUAAUUGCAUUCGAAUAAUGCAUUUACUUUAGAAUAUCUUUAGAAUCCCCCAUAAUUAAAUUUUCAUCAUUUACAUGUUCAACGUUUUGGUGAAGUAGAUGCCUUCCGUGGGGCGCAGUUCGCUCAGCCCCACAUGCCUGAAUUAUUAGCCAAUGGUUCCGCCGUUGCUAGGCAGAGUAGUACAUAAUUUCGCCUAUCAGCGUCGUCGAAUUGUAUGGCUUUGGGGCGCUCAAUAUAUAGCCCCAAGCGCAGUGCACCGCCCACUGCGCGUAACCGCGCAUUUGCCAUUACCUCAGAGAUCAGCAAGUUGGCGAUUUUGAGUACUGCUACCACUGUUUCCCUGUGAGUUCAGCUAGCCCCAAAUUCAGUUAAGUCUUUGCUUAUGAAUCCCUUCGAAAGAAGAACAUUUGCAGAAAAAUUGCAAGUAAAAUAACUCAGAAGUGAACAUAACCAAACAAGCAAGAGAAAAGGAUAGAGCCUACCAUAGAAGUUUUUCAAGAGUUUGGUUCAGGCUUGGCUAACUAGCUGGGUAUGCCAAUGCAAUUUUUUGCUUUCCUUGUAUACUUUUAAAAUAAGUGCGUGUGAUAGUUCGUGGACACAGACAGGGUUGACAGACCUGAAACAUGUCAGAUCGGAUAAAAAAAACACAAGCGAGCAAGAGUGCAUAAUGAACAACUUUGUGAAGCUAGCCAUGCUAGAGGUAAGCAACUUCUAUUUAUUCCACUAGCCUAUAUGUAUUUCCCUUGAGAUGGACACUGGUUGCAGACCCUCACAACCUCCCCCCACCCCUUUCAAGUGUACUGUAUAUAGUUCUCUGCAAUUGCAAACCUAUGGUGGGACCAGGCCUUCAUUGUGCAUAUUGUAUAGUCCUCUGCAAACCUAUUCAGUGUACAUACUGUAUAUAGUUCUCUGCAAACAUGGUGGCAUCAGGCCUUCAGUGUGCAUAUUGUACUGUAUGUAGUCCUCUGUAAACCUAUUCAGUGUACACACUGUAUAUAGUUCUCUGCAAACCUAUGGUUGCUUCAGGCCUUCAUUGUUCAUAUUGUACUGUAUGAGUCCUCUGUAAACCUAUUCAGUGUACUGUAAAUUAGGGAUGGGCGAUAUGGCCUAAAAUCCAUAUUGCGAUAUACAUGCAACCUAUUGCGAUAACGAUAUAUAUCACAAUAUAUAAAUCAUAAUAGAACCAUUUCAGAACAGGUUACAUAGACUCUAAGGAAAGCUAAACUGCUAAAUGUAUGUCGUUUUGAGAACAUUUAUUGUGCAAAACUAAUCAUACAACAUAAUGUUGUAGCUGCAGAGACUUUAAAAAAGAAAAAAAUCUUCUGUGUAAUGACGUAUACUUCUCUUAAUGAAAUAAAAAUUGGUGGUGUCUUGUUAAUAAAGAAACCGAUACUGUGAAUUAGGGAAAUACGUCCAGUAUUAGGAAUGGCUAUUUUAAAUAAAGAAAAAUCUUCCAAGUGUGUUCACAGAUACUUGCUAUUAAAACAUAAAACAAUAAGUGGAAAAUGAACGCAUGUAAUUUUGAAAUGAACAUGAAAUGAGAGCAAUCACCAGCUCCUCCGUUUCUCUUUCAGCCAUAUUUACUUAGAUGACGAUGAUGCGUUGAAGCCGGUUGGAGCUCAUGGCUCUUUAAAUUCCGCGGGUCGCGGACGAUGCGUUGCAGCCGGUUGCAGCUCGUGGCUCUUUAAAUUCCGCGGGUCGCGGACGAUGCGUUGCAGCCGGUUGCAGCCCGUGGCUCUUUAAAUUUCGCGUGUCGCGGAUGAUGCGAUGCAGCUGGUUGCAGCUCGUUGCUCUUUUUAAAAUUCGCGGGUCGCGGACGAUGCGUUGCAGACGGUUGCAGCUCGUGGC